GUCGACAACAAUGUUCUGAUAACUACAGACUACGCAUAAUGUUUAACGGUCAUAGCCUCUUUCUAAUAAACUCGUUAAUUAUUAUAAUUUAUCGUUUUUUUUCCACGUAACAUUCUGAUGAAUCGUUCUUCACUAAAUACUAUUAUCGUUGUCGAUUUGUAUUGUAAAGUUUAAGCUCGUAGUUAAAUAAUAGUCGACAAUUUUCCACAGCUGUGUAGCAUUCUGCAUUUUCCGUGUUUACUGUUUUUGAUGUCUUGUUUCCGCCACUCUGUUUAAGGUAAUAACUAUUAAUAUUGUAUUGUAGUGAUGUGAUUAAGUUUUCGUGUAAAAAUAUGUAUGCACUACUGCGUUAAAUUUUGACGGUAGCUAUAUUUAUUAAACCAUAUAAAACCAUAAGCUAAUUUGAUCAUUACUGUCACUUAAAUGUCUAUCAUUGUCAGUCGUGAUAUGUUUUUGAAUAUUAGAAACUGUUCAAAAUUCUGGUUAUCGCUUUGAUUAGUGUACAAAUUAGACAAAAAGUAAAAAUUUAUAUUAAUAAAAACUUAAUAUAGUAGCGGACUGGAGAGAAUAAUCCUCCCAGAAAAAUUAAAGUUCAAGUGGCCUUCAUUAGGUAACAGCCAUCAUUAUUCUUAAUUAAAUUGUUUCUUUCUUAAAUUGUUUCUUCUAAAAAAAUAAAACCAAUAUAUAUAUAUAAAUAUAUAGGUAAUAUUUAAGACCUUAAUCAGAGAGUGGCCACCGACAUUUUAUCAAUGGAUAUGGAUGGUGCCAAUGUGCUAUUUUCUGUUCAAAUAUUGUUAUCAGCAUCGACUAAAUCUAGUUUUUAGUAAUCCACCUAUAUCUGUUUUGUAAUUACCAUCUAUUGAGAUGUAUGGCUUGGGCAAUUUAACAAUUGGCUUAUACAUGAUAAAUUAUUGGUUUUUAGACAUUUAAUUCAUACCCGUUGUUUUAAUUAUGAAAUUGUUUCUUUCCUUACAACUCCAGGCCUGUGCUGGCAAUCUCCAUUAAAAUAAAUGGAAGUAAAUACUAUAACUUAUGUUUUAGUUACUUCAUGUAAAUUAUAAAAUAACUUUAAAGUAUGUGACCUUAAAAAUCCAAAUUAAGCUAGUUGUAUUCAGUCUACUUAAGUAUAUUUUUAUUCAAGUGUUAUAGUUGGGCCGAAACACUAAAUGCUAAUGGUAUCAUAUCCUCUUAACAAAUAUGUUCAGAAGUAGGUAAUUGAACUUGCAGAAGUUCUGUAAAACGUGUAUAAAUAUCAUAUUAUGUAUAAGUAUCCUGUUUGAAAAAUGUUAGAAAAACAUUAAAAUAUUAAUUGAUAAUAUUAUUUAGACAACAUUUUAUCAUUGAUCAUUGAUGACAAGAACCAAUUAGAAAUAAUAGUACCGGUGUCCUCUCUUACUUUAGGCUCUAGAUAAUAUUAGUGUACAUCAUAUUAAUAUUAUUUAUAUAUGUCUAUUUUUAAAGAAUAAAUCAAAUAAGUAGAAACAAAAUUAGUUUUUUUUAUAUGAAUGUCUGCCUUUUAACAAAUUACUUUUUGAUUUUAACAACUCAAUUUUUUCAUCACUUUGAAUAUUAAUUCUCAAUUAUUUUUCUAUUGCCACCAUCUAGGAUUUUAUCAUUUCAAUAUAGUAGUAUAGUAAACAUAUAUAUAUAUAAAAAAAAAUGUGUGUAUAGAAAUAAAAAUGAAUGAAUGAAUAUUUCACCUGAAGUAUUAUGACAAUUGUAUUAUAGGGUUUUAAAUUAAAAAACAGUAAUAAUGUAAAAUGUGACUGAUUAUAAAAAUCAAAUGAAGGAAUAUAUAGAAAAAUAAAUUAUACUAAUUGGUCAUUUAACAUAGACAUAAUUUAUUUUAAUAAAUACCCAUCUAAAUAUAAGAUAUUAUUUUAAAUGGGUAAUUAUUAGAUUUAGAUAUUAAUAUAUACACAAGAUUGAUAACUGCAAUUUCUUUUAAGUAUUUGAUUUGAUAAGGCAACACACAAAGCAUUUAGAAUAAAAACAAGUUUUAGACAAAUAAUAAACUUAAAUAGAAUAAUAAUUAUUCAUUCUAGUUAUUUUUAUAUGAUAUACAGAAGAAAACUGUAUCUUUGUUGAAGUGUUUUUGUUUUUUAAUAAAGAUUUACAAUAAGUUAUGAAAUUAUAAACAUCGUGGUUUUAUGUAUUUUUCUAAUGCAUACUUAUACAAUAAAAUCGAGUAUUUUUGAGAAAAAAAUGUUUCAGUCCAAAUAUUAUUAAUAUUUUCAUUAAUAUAAAUUGAACAUUUCAUGUAGGUAUGUUAAUUUUAUUUUUCAAGUUUCAUAAUCAUACAUUAAAAUAUACAGCAAUAUGACUAUUAUUAGCUAUAACCUAGGGUUGCAUUGACCUACAUUGGGUAGGGAAAUUCUAGAUUGGUUUGAUUUAAAAUAAAUAAAUUUGUCCUACAUUCAAAAAUAUUUUAAAUUUUCUGUAGGACAGUUUUACAUUUCAAUAACUAGGUUUAUAUUAUACAUUAUAGUGUAAAGAAUAUAAAAAAUAUGUUUGGUUAUAUUAAAUUUUAUUAAGUUUUCUUUUAUUAGUUAAAUAUACUGUAUUAUUCAAAGGUUUAUUAUAAUGCAAGGAUGGGCAACUGGUAGGCUGCGUACCAAUUUUACUGGCUCAUCCUACAUUUUCAAAUUAAUUAAUAAAUACCAUAUGUAUAAAUAAUUAAAUAAAAAAAAAUAAAUGUCAGUUAUAUCAUCGCUUAUUCAAUUAAAUAUUAUAUAAGUAUGUGAAUGUGACAGUACACUCACUUGGCAAACAAAUCAAGACAAAAAUCAAAGAAAACUGUAAGAAAAAAAUUAUUUAAAUUUNAAUAUAAGAUAUUAUUUUAAAUGGGUAAUUAUUAGAUUUAGAUAUGUUAAGAAAUAUAAAUUAUUUGGUUAUUAUUUAUUAUCUAAAAUGUAUUGAUAUAAUAAAAUAUUAUUUUUAAAAUCAGUUUUUACAUUUAAAAUAUUAUUCAAAUUAUUUUUCUAUAUUUUAUUGUAUAUAUUAAUGUAAUUCUAAUUUGGUUAUUUAAUAUCUGUUUGUACCAAUAUCAAGGCUUAUAUUUUGGUUAUUUUCUAAAACAUAUUUAGUUAAAUUUAAAUUAGAGACAGACUUUUAAAAUUUUAUUUCAGAAAUGUAUUCUUUAUAUCAUAUUUUAAAAUUUCUAUUUGCCUUAACUAUAUAACAUUGAUUACAGAUACAUUCAAGUUUAUAUAUAGCAGCAUUUUCAAAAGAAGGAAGAUUCUCUGUAAAGUUUUUAGUUCUAUUGUUUAUAUGUUUGAAUAAAUUAUUAUUAGUCUUAAAAGUGACUUUUACAUUAUUUGUAUUGUUCAGAAUUCUAGUAAAUUCGUUAGAUAUAUAAUGGAAUUCACAAAAAAAACUUUAAAUUGUAAUAAUAAUAAUAAUAAUAUUCAAAGCUUAACACAUAACCUAACUAUAAUUUAAAUUAAACAAAUUUAAAAACUGAUAACAAAUUCAAAAGAAAUUACACCUAACAUCCAAAAGAAAAUAUUAUGAAAAUCUGAUUAUAAAAUAAAGACGCCACAUACAUCCAUUCAUAAAAUAACAUACACGAGGUAAUCAUUAAUCAAUUGACCAUUAAUUAACUUUAAAACUGCUCCAGCUAAAUACCUUGCUAAAUAUUUAGACUUUCUCACGAAAGAAAAAUUAAACAUGAAUACUGAUACUUCUAUAAAAAAAAAAACACUUAUAAUUUUAUUAAAAAAAUUAAUAAAAUUAAUAUUGAGCCAGAUUCAAAAUGGUUUUUCUUUUUGUCAACAAUUUAUAUACGUCCAUUCCUAAACAACUAUUUGUUUUUAAGUUUUUAAAAAAAAAUUUCCUGAAUAAAGUUAUUACUUUCUGAGAUAAUGAGUAUUUUCAGUUAAGUGAAUCCUGUAUAUAGAAAUAUGUGCAAUUUGUAUAUAAAUUAUGUACAUACUAAAAAAAAAAAUACUGAAUGGAGAAAAAUCAAAAUAAAGUUUACUUUAUUGAAUUUAGACUGAUUCAAAAUGUAUUUAUAUGUAUGAAUUAAUUUUAACCGAAAUCCCUUCAAAUGUAGUAAUUGCUAUAAAGUUUAAGCCUUACUGAUCACUCACUAAAAAUGUUAGUGGAUGACUGAUUACAUUUAAAAGAAAGAUACUGCAAAGUAUAUACAAAAGUAUGAACAGUUAUAGAUUUACAAGAGAAGAAAAAAAUUUAAAUUAGCUUUUAUUUAAUUUCAUGUCCUUGUUUAUUUUAGAAUGCCACCAAUAACUCGACAUCAGUCAAAAAAAUCCACUUUUAAGCCUGAACCAUAUUCAAAAGAGAACCGUCCAACAGAAAAAAGAAGUGCAUUACAAAACUUAGUUGGAAAUAAUGUUAGUGAAUUUUAUUAUUUAUAUCAAAACCACAUUAUUUGGUUUACAACUGUAUUUAGUUUUAAANGUAUUUUUAAAAAUGACAAUAUUACGAAAACUGAAAACACGAAUAGGCUUUCUCAGUCAAAAAGUGAAAUUUCUAAACCAGUUGAUACUAAAACUCCAGAGUAUAAUUUGAUUUAUUCAUUUGCUUUUUUAAAAAUAAAUUUGAUUACUUUUGUUAUAGAAUCAUCCAUCCUUCCAUCAAUAAUACAAAAGAGAUUACAUUAUACCAUUCAAUAAUUGAAGAACAAACCAGUUCUAAAGAUUCUCAAACAACUGAAGAAUUAUAUGAAACUGCAGUUGACAAAACUCAAAGACAGUCUCUUGAAAAUAAUACUUCAGAAUUAUACCAUUCUACUGUACAAGAACCAUUGGUGCCGAUGUUAGUGCAUUUAUAUUAUGUUUUAUUUUUAUACUGUAUUAACAUUGAUAUUUAUUUAUAGAAGUACAAAUAAUUGUAAAGGAGAUACCUUUAGAGAUAUAUUUGAAAUAGAUGAACGUAAUUGGAAUAAUCUUUUACAUGUUGGUUGUUAUGCUCGUGAUAUUUUUGAAUAUCUCCGCUAUAGAGAGGUUAGUUACUUAUUGAAAAAAUAUUGAUACCAAUUCCAUGAUAUAUAUUUCUUUUUUCUUUUUAUAGAAGCAGUUUAAUGUAUGUGAUUAUAUUAGCAUCCAAAGUGAAAUAACCCCUAGGCAUCGUGCUAUAGUUGUGAAUUGGUUAGUUGAUUUACAAGAAAUUUAUGGUUUAAAUCAUGAAGUAUUAUACAUGGCUGUCAAAAUAAUGGAUUUGUAUUUAAUGAAUAAUACAAUUGAAAAAGAUUCCUUUCAACUGUUAGCUUCAGGAGCAAUUUUAUUAUCUAGUAAAAUUGAUGCAAGUUUAAAGAUUACUUUUACCUUUUAAUUUGAUUUUAUGUGUUAUAGUAUAAUGUUUUAUAAAUUUUGUUUUGUGUAGGUAAGAGAGCCAGGUUUUCCAUAUGAUCUAGUGAAACAGAGUAAGUACCUUUUUACGGAAGAUGAACUGUUUCUCACUGAAAGAGAAGUAGUCAAAGCUUUAAAUUAUGACCUAAACAUUCCUUUGUCAUAUGGAUUUUUAAGACGAUUUGCCCGUGUAAGUAAAAUUAUGUUUUUAUUUUAUACUAUUAAGAUAAUUGUUAAUUUUAAUUCAAUUUUCAGUGUAUGAAAUGUCAAAUGUUUUUAUUGACAUUAGCCAGAUAUAUAUUGGAAUGCAGCUUAUUAGAUUAUACAUUUGUUAUUUUAAAAGAAUCAUUGAAAGCUGCAGCAUCAUUAUAUUUAGCUUUUAAAAUGUGUUCACAUUCAAUUGAUAGAAAUGAAUUCAACAAGGUUACAGGUACUGUUAAAUUAUAUACUAUAAUAUUAAUGGCACCUAUUUGAAAAAAAAAUUAAAUGAUGCUAUUUCAUUUUGGUGUAUACUUUUGCUAAGAUCAUGUUUUAAUGUUAGGUUUUAUUUUUAUUUUCCCAGUAAAUAAAGAAAUGUGAAAUUGACACCCAGAUUGAAAAAUAAAUAUAUAAUUUUAAAAAUACUAAUCAUAAUUUAACUGUAUAUAUUGUUAUGUAUUUUUGCCAUUUAAAAAUAUUUUGAAGAAUUUUUCCAUUUAUGUCAUUUUUCUUUUUGUAUACAUACUUUUAGGUUAUUCUGUUUGUGAAAUUAAAGAUAUAGUUAUUGCUCUUAAUAAUAUGUUACGCACUCAAAGUCAAGAUUUAUGUGCUGUCAAACAAAAAUAUAUGCAUGAGUAAAUAUUAAUUUUAAGAAAAUCAUAAUAUAAUAGUAUUUACGAAAUAUAUAUAUUGUUGUUUCAGGACUUUUUUUAAAGUUGCUAGCAAGCCAUUACUAAGCAAUUCAAAACUUAUGUUUGACUGAACCAUCAAAGUCAUCUUCAAAAUUUUUAUUUUGUUGUAUUAAGUAGUUAAGUAUAUAUCUAUAUAAAUAAUAAUAAUUUUUUUUUUCACUUGAUUUCUUUUAGAGGGGGUUUUUUCUGUGAGUAUUUUUUUAACAAGAAAUUACAUAUGUAAAAGUAAAACUGUAUAUCUAUUAAUCAUUAUUCAUAUUAGUUUUGUAGUUAAAUACUUUGUUGAGUUACUUUAACAUGAUUCAUUUCAAUUGCUAUUGUUUUAAAUUUACGAUUUUAACUGGUUUAAACAUAUCCAAAUGUAUACAUUUUGUGUUUGGGUAUAUUAAUUAUAUAAUCACAUAAGACUUGUAUUGUUUCUUUAUUAAGUUUUAUUUUUGUCAUAUUGAUAAAAAUUAUAAAUUCUGUUGUCAACAAUGACCAAUAAUUAUUGUAUACUUAGUAGCGGGUUUACUUAUAAAUAUUACUUAUUUUAAAAUUGUAUAGAACAUUUAUCUGAAACAUGUUAUGAAUAUAAAUAAAACUUAUAUUUCAAAAUUUGUUAUUUUGUCAAGCUGAAACAAUACUUGUUUUAAUAUACUUAUGCUAUUUUUACA
Molecule: messenger RNA, 6855 nt
Organism: Cinara cedri
Lineage: Eukaryota; Metazoa; Arthropoda; Insecta; Hemiptera; Aphididae
Source: the annotation of a GenBank genome assembly